GGCAUUUUGCAUUUCGUGGAAAUUCUUUGAUACUGUCAUUGUCAUGGGACAGAAGACUUCAAGCCUCGAGUCGUCUUUUGUUCCUAGCUACACAAUGGGAGAGAAAUAUCUUCCUCUACUUAACAGAACACUCCGACUGGGUCGUCUUCUGUUCCUAGCCACACAAUCGAGAGAAUAUAUUCCUCUUUCACAUGUCGUGUAUAUACCAAUGAAGUCAUAUUAGUAUAUACAGCUGGAUAUGAUCAACUAGUUGAUGUCGAUCCCUUCCCCUCCUUAGUACUCUUAACAGAACAAACCAGGAUAUCAAGUCCCUAGUGCAUCUGUGAAGCUUUCAUGGGGAACCCUGGUGCAUUUCAUCAUUCUAUUACCCUACAAUCCUUCACUGUCUUCUCCCUUGUUGCUGUUUUUGUAGCAGAUUAUCAUGUCCAGGGAGGAGGUGAUGGAUGCCCACUGUUUUCCUGUGGACAUCUCCGAGACAUAUCAUAUCCUUUCCGUCGGCGAGGUGAUCCUCGUGAGUGUGGUGUUGAAGAAUACGAGCUGGGUUGCACCAGUAGCAAGGCUACAAUUCACAUCAACACGGGAACAUACUAUGUGACUGCCAUCAACUACGCUGGUUCCUACUUCUGGGUCAUGGAUACCAACUUCAAUACCAGUAGCAGCUGCCCUCUUCCACUGUGGAAUCACAUUCCUUACUUUGGAUAUUACGGCGACACUGAUUCAGUUUCACCACCUGGCUUUCGUUAUUUGCUCACUCAAAGUUCAAUACCAGAAGCAUGUUUUUGUAAUUGUUCACGAGCAGUAACAGAUAAUAGUAGAUACAAGCCCGUUGCUUGCCUGAGUGCCAACAAUUCAUAUGUUUAUGUCUGGGUGUCUGGUUCAUGUGUGGUUGCACUUCUUGAACCUUAUUGUGGAUACCUGGCCAAGAUUCCAUUUGGUAACGAGUAUCCUUCUGAUUGGGGACAGCUACAGAAUGCAAGUAAUUAUGCAGAUAUCACACAACACAUUUCUAAGGGGUUUACUGUCCAGUUUCCUGUCCCGGUUUACUCGGAACCUUCUGCAUCUGAGUUGUUAAGAAAGAACAUCAAUUUAUGCCUCAACAAUUCAAUCAGCUACUUCAAGGAGCAAAUAUCUGGCACAAGCAUUAUUAAUUGGACUCAUGCUAUUUUCUGGAGUGAGGUGCACUUCUUAGAAUGCGUGACUCAGGACGUACUGUGCAGGUUCUUGUUGGCACCCCUGGCUGUAUGGAUAUUCCUAGCCUACAAGUACAUGAAAACAAGGAUCAUAAUUGAUGCAGUUGAGAAGUUCCUCAGGAUUCAACAAAUGAUUGGCCCGGCGAGGUACUCCUACACAGAUAUAGUUGCAGUCACAAGCCAUUUCAGAGAUAAAUUGGGCCAAGGGGGCUAUGGUACCGUGUACAAGGGCGUGCUACUCCCAGGCGAUGUCCAUGUCGCCGUGAAGAUGCUAGAGGGCAACUCCAACUGCAAUGGUGAAGAUUUCAUCAGCGAGGUCUCCACCAUCGGCAGGAUCCACCAUGUCAACGUGGUGCGUUUAGUGGGGUUCUGCUCGGAGGAAAUGCGAAGGGCCUUACUCUACGAGUACAUGCCCAAUGGUUCUCUGGACAAGUACAUCUUCUCUACCGAGAAGAGCUUCUCAUGGGACAAGCUCAACGAGAUCGCUCUAGGCAUUGCCAGGGGGAUCAACUACCUACACCAGGGGUGCGACAUGCAGAUUCUACACUUUGAUAUCAAGCCGCACAACAUCCUUCUCGACAGCAAUUUCGUCCCGAAGGUCGCCGAUUUCGGACUCGCCAAACUGUACCCGAGGGGCGACAGUUUCGUGCCUUUGAGCGCCAUGCGGGGAACCGUCGGCUACAUAGCCCCUGAGAUGAUAUCCCGGAGCUUCGGCGUCAUAUCCAGCAAGUCUGAUGUGUACAGCUUCGGGAUGUUGCUGCUGGAGAUGGCCGGCGGGAGAAGGAAUGCUGAUCCAAACAUGGGGUCCUCAAGCCAGGCGUACUACCCUUCAUGGGUGUACGACCGGCUGACUCAGGAAGAAGCGGGCGAGAUAUCUGAUGUUGUUGUUGACAUGCAUGAGCUAGAGAAGAAGCUAUGCGUUGUCGGAUUGUGGUGUAUUCAGAUGAGAUCUCGUGAUCGGCCGACGAUGAGUGAGGUCAUUGAGAUCCUGGAGGCUGGGGUUGAUGGCCUACAGAUGCCUUCGAGGCCGUUUUUCUGCGACGAAGGGCACAUCCAUGUCGAGGACUCUUACCAGUUCACUUCCGAGCUGUCGGCUGUCUCGGAGGAGGAAUUGAGUGUGGUGUCAGAGGAAGACGAUGUGUGAGGUAUAUAUACAAUGUGUGGUACUAUAAUUUAUGCAUGUAUAUGUAUGUAUCAUGGAGUAAUGCACUGUAAAAGUUACGGUUGUAACAGUACCAACCCAGUAGAAAGGCUUUGUACAAACUGCCUUGGUUGCUGUGCGGAGCAACUUUAAAUAAGUUUGAAAUGUUACAUCAGUUUAUUUGUUUG
Molecule: messenger RNA, 2519 nt
Organism: Triticum urartu
Lineage: Eukaryota; Viridiplantae; Streptophyta; Magnoliopsida; Poales; Poaceae
Source: RefSeq, a predicted model, not a curated record